Messenger RNA from Cyanidioschyzon merolae strain 10D, 1386 nucleotides. Its product is annotated as succinate--CoA ligase, mitochondrial precursor. Gene Ontology annotation, biological process: succinyl-CoA metabolic process; tricarboxylic acid cycle. The record is from RefSeq and is a predicted model, not a curated record. Gene Ontology annotation, molecular function: succinate-CoA ligase (ADP-forming) activity; metal ion binding; ATP binding. Gene Ontology annotation, cellular component: succinate-CoA ligase complex; mitochondrion. The transcript has a single exon. The coding region runs from base 1 to 1386 and encodes 461 amino acids. NCBI's taxonomy places the organism in Eukaryota, Rhodophyta, Bangiophyceae, Cyanidiales, Cyanidiaceae.
AUGAGGCGUCUGCUGCGUGGUCCGCUGGUGGCGGAGCUUGCCUCGCAAGUCUCCAAACUAGGAUCCCGCAACCAACACACAUGUAAGCAGUUUCAACAAGUACGUUUCCUCAACAUUCACGAAUAUCAGUCGCAAGCGCUACUGCGUUCCUAUGGCGUGCCAGUACCGGCAGGCGAAAUGGCAGCCUCGGUAUCGGAGACCGUUGCGGCGGCUCGGCGUCUGCUUCAAAGCCCGCGAGACGACGUUGUGCUCAAGGCGCAAGUUUUGGCUGGAGGUCGAGGUCUUGGCGUGUUUCAACCGUCUGGAUUUCGAGGCGGAGUGCACAUCGCAAGUACCGUGGACGAGGUGCAGCAGUUGGCAGGCAAGAUGCUCGGCCAGCAGCUGGUUACGAAGCAGACGGGCGCCAAGGGUCGACCCUGCCAGAAACUACUCGUGGCGAAGCGUGUUUACGCCCGACGCGAAAUGUACCUCGCGCUUCUCUACGAUCGGAAAGUACAGGGGCCGCUGGCGAUCGCGAGUCGCCGCGGUGGAACUUCCAUAGAGGACAUCGCCCGAGACACCCCGGAGAGCAUCCAAAGCAUACCGCUUCCGCUGCCAAAGCGCGGAGAAACCAUGGACACCGCAACUGCAGCACGAAUAGCUGAGUCACUGGGCCUGUCGCGGCAGCGUUCGGAGCGUCUUCACGAGGAUGGCGUUGCGCUCAUUCAGAAUCUGUAUCGAUUGUUUCUCGAAAAGGACUGCACCAUGGUCGAAGUGAACCCGCUGACCGAAACCCCCGACGGCGAAAUUCAUUGUGUCGAUGCGAAAAUCAACUUUGAUGACAACGCUGCUUUUCGACAGCGUGACAUUUUCGCGCUCCGCGAUACAACGCAGGAAGACAGCCGCGAAGUCGACGCUUCGCGGUUCGGUUUGAACUAUAUCGGCCUAGAUGGGAAUAUUGGCUGCAUGGUCAACGGAGCAGGGCUUGCCAUGGCAACCAUGGAUAUUAUUAAAUUGUACGGAGGAAAUCCGGCCAACUUCCUGGACGUUGGCGGUGGCGCCACCGUGGAGCAGGUCGGUGAAGCGUUUCGGAUCCUCAAUCAAGACGCCCAUGUCGAUUCGAUUCUGAUCAAUAUUUUCGGAGGCAUCAUGCGCUGCGAUGUCUUAGCGCAAGGUAUUGUGGAUGCAGCAAAACGUGCGCAAGUUCGGGUGCCGCUGAUUGUUCGGCUCGAAGGCAACAAGGUUGCGGAAGCCAAAGAAAUCAUGCGUCAGAGCACUGUCAGAAUCAUACCUGCAGAUAACUUGGAUGAGGCAGCACAGCGGGCCGUGAAAAUCGCAGAUAUCGUUGGACGAGCGCGUGACGCAGGCGUGCAGGUUGAGUUUCGCACACUGUCCUCUGGAGCAUAG